Messenger RNA from Pantherophis guttatus, 4985 nucleotides. Lineage: Eukaryota; Metazoa; Chordata; Lepidosauria; Squamata; Colubridae. The record is from RefSeq and is a predicted model, not a curated record.
GCUCUCGAACGACCCGCCCCUAACGGCGAAGGGGAGGCCCCCCCCUCCUCUAAACACACAAACACACACACACACUCAUACACACACACACACACACACACACAGCGAGGAAGCGAUGACGCCUCCAGUCCCAAGUUGCCCUUUUGGCUCUGGCGGCUGCCAAGCGAGUUUCUUCUUACGCUUUGCCGCAGGUCGAUCCAAGCCGGCUGGGGAGAUCCCCGGGUUGAUCGUCUUCAAACAAACCCGAGUUUGACGUUUCUUUUAAACACCGGGAGCCCAGUUUACGAGACUUCCUGGAAGGGGGCCCGAGCAGGAAGAGGCAAAAUUGACACGUGGACCGUUUUUCUCUCUCUCUCUCUCUCUCGGGUUUUUUUCCCCUUUCCAAACCGAGGACGGAGGGGCGAGGGUGAUGCUUUCCUGAAUUUUGUCUCCGGUGCGAACCUGGGGAUUAGGCGUCGUGGAGAGGACGGACCCCCCCCCCCACUCUCCUCUCCUUUCCCCAAAUCAACCGACACCCAUCCACCUCCUCCGCCUCCGGUUGCUGCUUUUCAACCCUCACCAACUUUGGUCCAACUUUGGAAGCCCCAUCUCUUGUCUGGGAAGAAGAAGAGGAGCUGGUGAAGACUUCAGUGGGGCAAGUUAGAAAACUUUUUCUCCUCCUGUCUGCUUUGGAAGGAUCUGCCUUCUCAACUUUCUCUCCCCCUGCCCCCCCCCCCCCCCGCCUCCCCCAGUUCCUGGUAGAUGGGAGUUUCUGACUCUCUUUUUUUUUUCCCCACUUGGUGCUUUGUUCAUUUGUGGAUUUCCACACACACACAGAGACACACACCCCUUGGUAACUAAGCCGUUGGAUGGCCUUGAGCAUCGGCAACAAUGGAGUGCAGGAUUUGGGGGCCAACCUGCUGGCCUCCCAACAUCACAAGGAGCGUCAUCAGCUGCCAGCCGCCAGAUGCCCCCAGCAGGAAGCCCUGAAAAAAGAUGGAGAAAUGGGGAAUGUCUUUUGGUCCAGGCCUGAAUCCCGAUUAUGGACCACGAUGCUCCUGCUGGGAACCUGCCUGCUUUACUGCGCCAGGGUCCUCAUGCCCAUCUGUGUGGUCACCAUGAGCUCUCGCUUUGACUGGGACAAGAAACAAUCCGGAAUUGUCUUGAGCAGCUUCUUUUGGGGUUACUGCCUGACCCAAGUUGUUGGAGGCCACUUGAGUGACCGGAUAGGUGGAGAGAAAGUCCUUCUCCUCUCGGCCUCGGCCUGGGGAUCCAUCACUGCCAUCACGCCCCUCCUCAUUUCCUCAAGCUCAGCCCAGCUGACUCUGAUGACCUUUACUCGCUUCCUUAUGGGACUAUUGCAAGGGGUUUAUUUUCCUGCCUUGGCUAGUCUGCUUUCCCAGAAGGUACAGGAGAGUGAACGAGCAUUGACCUACAGCACAGUUGGAACUGGAUCUCAGUUUGGGACAUUGGUGAUGGGGGCGGCUGGCUCCCUCCUGCUUGACUGGUACGGAUGGGAAAGCGUCUUCUAUCUUUCGGGCCUGCUUACCUUGCUCUGGGUGUACUGCAUGUGUAAAUUCAUCCUGCCAGAAAAAGGUAAGCAAAUUGUUCCACUGGUUAAUCUCUCUCUGUCUCUCUCUCUCUGUCUGUCUCUCCGUGGCCCUUUCAAAGUUCUUGAGAAAAUGUUGCCCGUAUGGGCGGUGAUUGUCGCUCAGUUGUGUGCGGCUAGCACUUUCUUCACUCUGCUUUCCUGGCUCCCGACGUUCUUCAGUGAAACGUUUCCCGAUUCAAAGGGUUGGAUUUUUAAUGUAAUUCCUUGGCUGGUGGCAAUUCCAACCAGUUUGUUUGGUGGAUUCCUCUCCGAUCAAUGUAUCAGUCAAGGGUGCAAACCGAUCACCGCUCGUAAGUUUAUGCAGGUCAUUGGCUCCGGGGUAUCCAGUCUUUUUGCCUUAGGGAUAGGUUACUCCACCAGCUUUUGCCAAGCAGUGGCCUUCGCCUCAGCCAGCAUUGGACUUCAGACUUUCAACCACAGUGGCAUCUCAGUCAAUAUUCAAGAUCUGGCUCCUUCGUGUGCUGGUUUAUUGUUCGGUGUGGCAAACACAGGUGGAGCUUUACUAGGUGUCGUUUGCGUGUACCUAGCUGGACACCUCAUCGAAAACACAGGCUCCUGGGUCUCUGUUUUCAAUCUCGUGGCCGUCGUGAAUGCCCUUGGACUUUCCACGUUCCUCAUCUUUGGAAAAGCUCACAGGAUGGACCUGGAUCCGGCCUACACCGAUUUAUAAACACAUCCGCAGACUUAGAGGGAGACGUCAAGAUUUCAGAAUGGAGAAAUGAAAAGCAGAAUCCCAGGAAAAAACAUACUAGCUAUGGAAUGAUGAAAGUCCAUGCAUUAACCUGUUAGCUCCAGAUUUACUAGCCAUCUGCUAAUCUUUUCUUCCCAGACGGUUGGCGUAUGUUUCACCUCUUUGAUUAGAUGCUAUUCUUCUCUCCAUCCCCAUGUAUUGAUGUUCUAGCCAACAUUAGACCCAUGUUGGCUUUCUAGUUGGGAAUUAUAGAAAUCCAGUAUAUCUGGAGAGAUCAGGGUCCAUUGUGUGAGAUGACCUUAGGAGCAGUUUAAAUAUUCUGACUCUGGCUACAGGGUCUUUUGUAGCAAAAAUGUUAUUACAUCGCAGGCACACUCCCAAAAUAUGCAACCAGAGCUUGCUCCUGGUGAUCUUCCUGUGUGAGAGGAAAUGCAAGGAUUCACCCAUACUCUCUCCCACCACACAUCCAAAAAUUUUUUUGUUCCAACAUUCAUGAUGAUCACCUGGACUACAGCAAAAACGUAUAGAAUUCGAACGUAUGUUUGGAUCCUCUUUUGAGGAGUUUUGAGGCCGUCAUUGUGAGUGUUCUCCAGACACAAAAAAAUCCCAGAUUUAGUGCGAGCUGCUCGUUCUAUAAUUUUAAAAUCCCCUUGAUGAUGGAUUUUCUUACUUUGGUUUUCUUCGGAUGUAUAAGGUAGAUCUCAUAAUGAUUUAGCCGUGCUUCUCAGGUGAUGUAUGCAUGUCAAAGUUUGGCCAAGUUCUGGUUGUAGAAUCCUCACGCAAUGAACAAAAGAAUAGCAAGGAAUUCAUCAGAUUUCCAUUGAGAUCAGCAAAGUUCCCCUCCUUCCCUUGAGGCCUCCUGCAAAAUCUCGCAAAUUCAUGAAUGAUUGGCAUAUCGUUCUAGUGCACCUACAUACAGGCGACCAUUUUACCCAUAUUACAAUUAUGAACAUAUAGGUACACCUGUACGAUAAUGUUGGACCAGUUCUCUUAAAAAACAAUGGGGUGGACGACUGGCCAGUUACCGACAAUAUAUAACCCAUCAGUUUUUCAUAACCUGAGGUCCUUCAGGUUUUUUAAGUUACAACUCUUGUCACCCCCAGUGGCCAAGCCCAUUGUUAACAAUGGUGGCCCUAGAUCAGCAGGUCUGAAAGACCUUGUCUCAGAAAAAAUACGACCUAAUGGAGCGUGAGUGAGCAGAUUAUGCAAAAUCCUAUGGUUAUAGGACUGUAAUCCAUAUCAUAUCCGUUAAAGCAGCUCCAUGUUCUCGUCUUCCUCUGACAUCAUGAGUGAGACAGAAGCAGCUAUCUUGGGUUUCCUCCUGGGAGGUCUAAUAGAUCUGGACAGCAAAAAAGUCCAGAAUAUGUCCCACCAGAAUUGUCUUCCGAAUUGUUGGAAGAACAAUUUCAUCCAGAUUCAAAGUUUGUAUGAAAGAGAAGGUUGUUAGACAUCAAAGAGAUAAAUGAGAACCUUGGAUUUGUGAGUUGCAUCUCCAAGUCAACCUUCUGAAACCGUUGGUCUAAUCGAUUUGAAGUAUGGGCAGACGUUAUCCGAUACAUCUACAAAAGCUUCUCUAGCUUAAGAUUUUCAUUCUUACAUGAUUUCCGGUUUCGUAUGGGUGCUUAUAUUAGUUCAGGAUGAAAAAUUAGCAGGGUAUUAAAAAUGCUCCCUCUUGUGUUUUAUCGAUUGUUGGAAUAAGAGAAACCAAGUUUACGGAUAUUUGGAAGCUAGGUUCAAUGAGCUUCUCAAGAUUGCUAAACAGCGAGAGAUUCUAUUGCAGUGUUGGCGAACCUUUUUGGCACCGAGUACUGAAACGGGACCCCACCUGCGCACAUGUCAAAAACUGGAAGAGCAGCCUCCCGGUGCGCAUGCGUGUGCCAGGAAGAUGAUCUUCCGGUUUCCGGCACGCACAUAUGCACCGGCCACCUGGUUUUCCAGGUUCUGGCACACAUGCGCGUGUGAAGAUCAGCUGGCCCAUGCGCAUGCAUGCGCUGGAAACCAGAACAUCAACUUCCCGGCGUGCGCAUGCGCCCCAGGAAACUGCUUUUCCGGUUUCCAGCGUUUCUGCGCGUGUGAAGACCAACUGGCUGGUACGCCGAAACCUGGAAGAUCAACGACCAACAUUCACAUGCCCGGAGAUGUGGCUCUGCAUGUCACUUCCGGCACGCGUGCCAUAGGUUCGCCAUCACCGUUCUAAUGUAACGAUGGCCUCAGGUCAAAAGAACCUUGCAUCUUCCAGACAUAGGAAGGUCAUAUUGAUCUCUUUGUACUUGAAGACUAAAAAAAAAUGGCAUCUACAUAUUUGGUUCCAAAACAUCUUGUUCUAUUUGUGGUUCCUGAUUUCAACACCGUUCUGUGUUUCUCCAUCUGACUCUUACCAGCAGUGGUCAAUGAUGUUGCAGUCAGUGGGGGAAAAAAUGUGACUUGUCAAAGAGUUAAGUUGUAUGAUCUGUUAUAUAAAAGAGGAAAGAUAUAGUGGAUCCAGUUUCUUUUUCUUUUAUUUAUUUUAUUUUAUUUUAUUUUUAAAUUUUUUAUACCGCCCCCUCUCCCGAAGGACUCAGGGUGGUGAACAGCCAAAAUUAAAAAAACACAAUACAAAUAUUAAAAUACUUUAAAACAAAAUUAAAUUUAUCUUUGGCUUCCCCAAUUUAAAACCCCUUACCCAUAAAAUUCCCCAAUUAAAAGAUUUUUUUUAAUCCCAAA